Messenger RNA from Cladophialophora immunda, 890 nucleotides. RefSeq lists its product as uncharacterized. Lineage: Eukaryota; Fungi; Ascomycota; Eurotiomycetes; Chaetothyriales; Herpotrichiellaceae. The record is from RefSeq and is a predicted model, not a curated record. The transcript has a single exon. Bases 129 to 662 code for a protein of 177 amino acids.
CCUGGAUCCCUAUUUAAUAUGCCCACAAGUAUGGAACAGCUCUUCUGAAGCUUCGAGACUGGCAAUUGCUUUUGCUUUUUCUUUUCUUUUCUUCCUCCUUGAUUUUCUGAGUCCACGUCAUUAUUAAAAUGGAUUACAAGUAUUUCGAAGUCCUGUGGCAUGCGCAACUGUGGCAGCCCCCCUCGGUCAUACUCAAAAGUCCUCUAUGUCGUGAUUUUAUGACACUAUCAGCAUAUCGACCCACACCACCACCGUAUGCACCGAUAUUCAUUCAGGAUGCAAUCAACACGUUGGUUGACCUGCACCGUAUACUGGGUACACACAUUGACGACGCCCUCUCUGAAGCGCAAGCCAUCGCAAUGACCUUCAUUGAUCGCUGGCAUGAGACUCCCGAAUUAGAACUUCAAACCGGAGAAGUUCAUACGACAAGCGCACCGGCACGCCUCUACUGGCGGGUAAAGCUGUCUUGCAUGGCCACGAAGAAGUUUCAGGUCUGCUCUGCGGAUGAAUCCCUCAUCGCAGUUCAGCUACACAGUGGUGAAUGGAUCACCUGCCUGUGGCAGGAGGUGGCAAGCCUAAUCAAAAGGCUCGGAGAUACAGCACCUCCAAAUACUCCAACAGUCGGAGAAGAGGCAAAUGUGGGAAAUGAGGACGGUGACUGAUUUGUAUGCGAACGGCGUUACGGCACAUGUUCAACGUGGCAGGAUGUCAAGGGUCCGGGAUCCCUUGGUGAAUGAAGACGGAGAAGGACCCUAGGUUUUUGGAAGAAGUCCAUAUACUUCUGCACUCUCUAGUAUUACCCUCGAGCGAUAUUAAGAAUCCACAAUUGGUCAUCUAGUGAUCUUCAUUGACGAGAUCAGUGAGUGAAAUCUAAAAGAAUUGUCCUUGAG